AAGAAUUAACAAAAUAACACUUCUAUACUUUAUAUACCCUUAAUGAUUGAAGAUUUAUCAGAUUCAAUUCUCAUCAUAUAUACAAAAAUUAAUUUUCCUUCCACUCUUGCUCUUAGAAGAUUUUCCCUUCCCCGUAUAAAGAAGCUCUCUCUUCGUGCUAGUCAUAACUACUAAGGCUCCAAUUCUCCUCUAUAUAAAUUUCAAGGUCUUAAUUUAUUUUACAAAGUCUAAGUCUUCCCCAACUCACAUUCUAAAGCAAUCUUCUUGCCUCCCAACUAACCCAUUUUCGCUGAUAUUCAAAACACAAAAAACCCAACUUCAAUUUCCCUAUACUCCAUUGUUAGCAACAAAAAUCUCACCCCAAUCCUCUGUUUUCCCCUGUUUUUCUUUGUUUUCCCCUGUUAUUCACUAUUUUCUUAGAAAUUAGAUCAAUGGCUGUUGAUCUUUUUAAAGAUAAUCCUUCAAGUAGAGGAAUAAGUCCAAGAAUUUCAUUUUCUCAUGAUCUUAACAACUCUGAUAUUAUCCCUAUUGAACCUCAUAUUCCAUUAAAAUCUUCUAUUUUUGAUUACGAUUUCGACUUUGGUGUAUCUCAAAGAACUUAUGAACAAGAUUCUUCAUUAGCUGAUGAGUUAUUUGCAAAUGGGGUUAUUCUUCCAAUCCAAAUCAAGAGAAAAAACAUACCCGUUAUCUCAAAAUCAAAAUCUUUUUCUCAAUCUUCAUCAAAUUCUUCAUUUUUACCUCCAUUACCACCUUCCUCUGUUCUUAACAAUGGUGAAUUUGAUAAAGAAACAGAGGAAAAACAGGGGAAUGGAAGUAGUAGUAAUAAUAAUAAAUCAUUUUGGAAAUUUAAAAGGAGUAAAAGUUUGAAUUGUGGAAGUAUUUGUAGAAGAGGAUUAUGCCCUUUACCUAUAUUAUCAAGAAGUAAAUCAACUGGGUCCACAGUUAGUGCUAAAAGAUCAUUAAUUUCAAAAGAUGAAAAACAGAGUAAUUUGAAGAAUUCAAGUUCAUCUUAUCAAAAACCUCCAUUAAAGAGGAAUUAUGGUGGAUCCUCUUUUAAUUCUGGUUUAAUUCAUGUUAGCCCUGUAAUUAAUGUUCCUACAAGCAAGGUUUUUGGGUUUGGUUCAUUAUUCUCCACAAAUAAAGAUAAGAGCAAAAAGAAAUAAGUCAAGCCUUUUUUUUGGUGAUUACUUAAAAGAUAUAUCGAUACACAAAGCGUCUCUGCAAAGCGAAGGUAUUACAAGUGGUCACACACAUGGGUGUUCAAAAUACUUUCUCUAUUUCAUUAUAAUUAUUAUUAGUAGUGACAUUUUUCACACAAUAUGUCAUAAUUGGUGCGAGUUUUUCAUAACAGACUAAAUAUAUAAAUAAUUGGGCUAGCUUGUUUCAAAUAUGAAACUAUGUUAGGCUAACUUGUUUGGUAUGUUCAUUUAUUUUAGUGGGUAAUUUGGGUACUUGAAAUUAAACUAAUGAUUUCAAUUUUUUUAGGGAAAUUUGGGUGGUUCAAAUUAGAAAUAUAGUUAAAAUUUGUUGGGAGAAUUUGGAUGUUUAAAAAUAUGUUUAUAGCAUGUGAUUAGGUGUAGGAAAAGGAGGGUAGAAUGAGGGAUGUUAAUGUGUGAUAAAAUAUUAACACCUCCCACAUGGAAUGAGCAUCAAAAGACAUGUAAGAGAUUGCUUCAUUCUUGGAUAUUUCCUCUUUUUGUUCUUUAUCUUUUAGAUUAUAAAAUUUAAUUGGUAGCUUUUCUCAUUUUUUAUUAUUUGUGAUUUUGAUUUUUGGUUGUGAUUUGAUUUUAAGCUUAGAAUUGUUAAGAAAGUGUGUAUAUCAAGCUAUCUAUGAGAAGUUUUCUUGUUUUAGAUUAUUUUGAUUGCCGCAUUUAAUGUUAUGAUUUAAAUGGAGCUAGGAGUAGUUUUUACUUGUUAUUCAUGUUGUACUACUCUAGUAAUAGGUAGUAUCAAGUUUGAUUUUCUUGACCUUAUUGAAAAUAAAUUGGA
Amaranthus tricolor (Joseph's coat) is the source of this 1989-nucleotide messenger RNA. RefSeq lists its product as uncharacterized. The transcript has a single exon. Lineage: Eukaryota; Viridiplantae; Streptophyta; Magnoliopsida; Caryophyllales; Amaranthaceae. The coding region runs from base 432 to 1163 and encodes 243 amino acids. The record is from RefSeq and is a predicted model, not a curated record.